Molecule: messenger RNA, 1096 nt
Organism: Haliotis rufescens (red abalone)
Lineage: Eukaryota; Metazoa; Mollusca; Gastropoda; Lepetellida; Haliotidae
Product: prostasin-like
Exons: 6
Coding region: 139-993 (284 amino acids)
Biological process (GO): proteolysis
Molecular function (GO): serine-type endopeptidase activity
Source: RefSeq, a predicted model, not a curated record
GUUUAAUCUAGGAUGGUUUCGCUUACUUGAUAUAUUUCAAGAAAAGAAGGAGGAAGUGGCCAGGUGAAGUGGCAAUAACGUUAUGAUUUAAAACACAUGUUCGUCUUUGCAGAUCCUCAUUGAUUGAAAGUAGACGAAAUGUUGACGCUCUUGACAACUGUUGGAUAUUUUUUGGUCACAUACGCACAGGUACAAGAACCCUGUGGCUAUGAUGCCCUUCCCCGACCCACGUACCUGCAAGGGCGUAUCCUGAACGCCCCAAUUGCAGGGGUCUGCGACUGGCCGUGGAUGGUGGCUGUUCGUGAAAACGCCUUCCCAAACCUUCGCCUAUGUUCGGGGGUUCUCAUAGGAAGAGACAAGGUCAUCACAACCGCUUCCUGUGUGAUGAGACUGAACAACCCGGCGGCGUCACCUCUACAGGUGAUUGUAGGUGAACACGACAUCACAGCGGACUACGAGAACCUCUACGGAAGGAACAACGACACCAUCGUCUUGGUCCGAAGCGUCGUCACCCACCCACAGUUCUCCGGAAAAGCCAACGACAUCGCCGUGAUACGUCUACGAGAGCCUGUGACGUACGGAGACUGCGCGCUGCCCGCCUGUCUCCCCACAUCCCGUGCCCCAGGGGACUGCGGUCACCAGGUGGUUGACAAGUGUGCAUACGCCGGGUGGGGGCUCUAUACCGACCGUUCCUUCUUACGUUCUGCAAAGAUGCGAGCAGCAUGGGGCAGGUACUACGACCAAGAGUUGUGCUCCACUAUAUACCGUUUGGGCCGUAACAACCUCAACCCUGCCAACACCGUCUGCAUAGAUCCCAAAAUCCAGGACCAGAGACCAUGUCAGGGUGACGAGGGUGGAAUGGUGGCUUGUGCUGAAAGAGGACGAUGGAUUCUGGAGUCUCUUAUCAACGAGCCCAGCUGCCAGGACACCUAUCCAACUUUGGGCGUCGACCUGCGCGCCUCCACCAUCAUCAACUUCAUCAAUUCAAACUGAAACAUUGUCCCUUUCAAGAAGAGCCAUCGAACUAAUCAGUACCAGUGCUGCAUAUUAGAUAUGUAUAUACUUGAUCAUGUAAUAAAUGUGUCGAUGGAAAGUA